AUGGCCUUGUGCCUGUCCAGAUAUUCUAUGCCCUUUCGUCGGAACCUCACUCGCUUUUCGAGAGAUAGCGUUGCAUUAUCAGAUAUGGUGUCGUUUGGAUCCCCUGACCGGCUCCGGACAGGCGUCCGGUUCUUUUCGAAGUCCCGGCGCAAUUACAACAAUCAAAAUCAGAAAUCAUCGCCCGGAAGCACAUUUGGAUCCCGACUGGGCUUUGCCCUACGGAACACCAAGGUCGAAUGGUACCCGAUCCCGGUUGGUCUGGGAAUCGGUCUCCUAGGCAUUCUUCAUUAUUACAAGUCUCAACGAAAUGAACGAUUACGUAUAGAGAGGGAAUCCGAAGCUUCAGGAGAGUCAUUCGAUUUCUCAAAACCCCCUCCGCGUCCAAAGACCCGACUCAGUGGGCCAUGGCAGGUUCAAAUCAUGUCAACCUUGCCGUUGAAGGCAAUGUCUCGUCUAUGGGGUCGCUUCAAUGAAAUAGAACUUCCUUACUACCUUCGUGUCCCGGGUUUCAAACUAUACUCGUGGGUAUUUGGCGCCAACUUGAAUGAAGUGGCGGAACCUGAUCUUCACGUGUACCCAAACUUGGCAGCCUUCUUCUACCGUAAACUGAAGCCUGGGGUCCGGCCGCUAGAUUCGGAUCCGCACGCUAUACUGUCUCCCUCCGAUGGGCGCAUUCUUCAGUUCGGUCUGAUAGAGCGAGGAGAAGUGGAGCAGGUCAAAGGUGUGACGUACAGCCUGGACGCGCUCCUAGGUUCUGCCACGCCGUCUCAAGCAGACCACUCCAAGAAAUUCAUGGACCAUCAGAAUGAACCCUCGCAAAAAGAUGCUGCCAACAUGUCGGCAGAUGAAGAAUUUGCUAAGAUGAAUGGCAUUUCCUACACGCUACCAUCCCUCUUUUCUGGAGAGCACGCUGGUCUAAGAAAGCGAUCAUCAUCCAUAGAUGCGUCCACAGAAUCCAAAGCAGCGUCCGAAGCCCAGGUUCGGGAGGACCUUGCGCGCGGUGAUGGAAGCCCUUGGUAUGCGCCAAAACCCAUGUCGAAUAAUGCCCUUUACUACGUGGUAAUCUACCUCGCCCCUGGUGAUUACCAUCGGUUCCACUCGCCUGUACCAUGGGUUGUUGAAAGCCGUCGACACUUUGCCGGCGAGCUGUUCUCCGUGUCACCCUAUUUGCAACGACAUCUACCUGGCCUUUUCACACUCAACGAGCGUGUGGUGCUUCUGGGUCGGUGGCGUUGGGGAUUCUUCAGCUAUACCCCAGUAGGCGCUACAAAUGUCGGCUCAAUCAAAAUCAACUUCGACUCCGAACUACGCACCAAUAGCCUUCUGACGGACACCGCGGCGGAUGUGGCCGCCGCAGAAGCCGCCAAGCGUGGUGAGCAAUACCCCGGGUUCGCGGAAGCUACAUACCUUCACGCAAGCCGGACACUAGGUGGCCACUCUCUUCAACGAGGUGAGGAGAUGGGCGGGUUCCAGUUGGGGAGCUCUAUCGUGCUAGUCUUCGAGGCUCCCAUGGGCACGCGCAAGUCGUUUGAUGCCGGUUGGAAAGAGGGCCAGCGAGAAGGUGGAUUGAAUUGGAAUAUUGAAAAGGGCCAGCGGAUACAGAUGGGCCAAAAACUUGGCUACGUCGAUGUCAAGGAGUAG
Aspergillus puulaauensis is the source of this 1641-nucleotide messenger RNA. RefSeq names its product phosphatidylserine decarboxylase 1 (gene PSD1). Lineage: Eukaryota; Fungi; Ascomycota; Eurotiomycetes; Eurotiales; Aspergillaceae. Gene Ontology annotation, molecular function: phosphatidylserine decarboxylase activity. Gene Ontology annotation, biological process: phosphatidylethanolamine biosynthetic process. Bases 1 to 1641 code for a protein of 546 amino acids. The record is from RefSeq and is a predicted model, not a curated record. Gene Ontology annotation, cellular component: mitochondrion. The transcript has a single exon.